Vombatus ursinus (common wombat) is the source of this 1744-nucleotide messenger RNA. RefSeq names its product probable small intestine urate exporter. Bases 102 to 1562 code for a protein of 486 amino acids. Lineage: Eukaryota; Metazoa; Chordata; Mammalia; Diprotodontia; Vombatidae. Gene Ontology annotation, biological process: transmembrane transport; monoatomic anion transport. Gene Ontology annotation, molecular function: transmembrane transporter activity. The transcript is spliced from 12 exons. The record is from RefSeq and is a predicted model, not a curated record.
UGUAUGAUGGUGAGGAAGUCUUCAGUGCGGAAGGAACAAGAAUCAGAAUUAUAUUCUCCCUCAGUAGGCAAAAACCAAUUCUUGGAAAAAGAAAAAAUAUAAUGGCUCUCCCAGAAGAUGACAACACAGUCAGGGACAGUAUUAAUCUGCAAGACAUGCAACUUGAUGAAAAGCAGCUGAAAAAGAAAGUUCCAGGGUUCUGGUCAGUAAGAUAUGGCCUGGCCAUCAUCAUACACUUCUGUCUAUUUGUAACUACCUCACAAAAUUUGAGUCUGAGCAUCGCCAUUGUUGCCAUGGUGAACAGCACAUGCCAGUCUAAUCAGACCAGUGUUUCCAGGAAGGGGCAGCCUGAUGUCACUCUGGAUGCAGGGGUCCCUGCAUAUGACUGGAGUCCGGAAAUUCAGGGGAUAAUUCUCAGUUCCAUCACCUAUGGUCAAAUCAUCACAUUAACCCCAAGUGGAUACUUUGCUGGAGUACUUGGAGCAAGGAAAAUCUUCAUGAUUGGAUUGUUCAUCUCCUCUGUUCUGAGUUUCUUAAUACCGUUAGCAGCAGCUCAAGGAGUGGCUUACAUCAUUCUGACAAGGACGGCCCAAGGUUUGGCCCAGGGGAUGGAACUUGGAGCUUCACCAUCUUUCUGGGUGAAAUGGGCUCCACCACUGGAACGGAGUCGAAUAAGUAGCAUUACUUCAUCUGGUACAAUUUUGGGAAUCUUCACUGUUCUCCUUGUGGGUGGAUUCAUCUGUCAAUCCUUAGGUUGGCCAUACAUCUUUUAUAUCUUUGGAGGAAUUGGCUGUGUCUGCUGUGUUAUUUGGUUUUCUCUAGUUUAUGAUGAUCCUAUAAAUCAUCCCUAUAUAAGUGAGAGUGAAAAGGAAUAUAUCACUUUUUCAUUGGCUGGAGAGAACAGCUCCCCCAGUUGGUCGUUGCCCGUCAGUGCCAUGAUCAGAUCCCUCCCACUGUGGGCUAUUAUAAUCACUGGUUUUUGCCGAUUCUGGUUAGUCACCAACCUGACGAUAUCACUGCCACUACUGAUAAACAUUAUGUUUGAUUUUGACAUCAAAAAUAAUGGGAUUCUGAGUGCACUGCCUUCUAUUGCUGCGUGGAUCUGUAUUACCUUAGGAAGUCAAAUGGCAGAUUUCCUCUUGUCCAAGAAGAUUCUGAGUCUAGUGGUGGUUAGGAAACUCUUCACAGUUCUGGGAAUGCUUCUCCCAUCAGUAUUCAUCACAGCUGUGCCAUACGUCAGUUCCAUCACUGCUAUUACCUUAUUGAUGCUCUCUAUGGGAAUAAGCUGCCUGUGUUACUCUGGAUUCAUGAUUAAUUCCCUAGAUAUCGCUCCCAGGUAUGCUAGCUUUCUCAUGGGACUUGGAGGAGUUUUUACUAUGAUACCAGGAAUCCUUUCACCCACUGUUACUGGUUAUCUCAUAAAGCAGGACUCAGUAUCCGGCUGGAAGAACGUGUUCUUGCUGUCAGCUGCAAUCAAUCUGGCAGGAAUGAUCAUCUAUGUCAUCUUUGGCCGUGCAGACAUCCAGGACUGGGCUAAGGAGGAAAGACUCACCCGCUUCUGAAUGUUUCUGAAUGCUAAGAUGAAGUCAAAAGUUACCUAGACAUUUCUAAAGGAUUUUCAUUUGCUGUCAUUUUAUUUUUUCAGUCACUUGAACUGAUGCAUUCUGAAUUGCUUUUAGCUCUUUUCCAGUUAUUAUUUUGAGAUGUAAACUGUGUAUGCUAAACAUACUUUCUAAAGAGUUUA